AUUCAUUAGCACAUCUAAUCAAGUAAUUAUCUCGCUCAUCUACUGGAAGCGCACGUUAGCACGGACCGUCGCGGUCCGUCCUCUGACUAACAAAUAAAGGGCAAAUACGGAGCAACAAUCCACUUCACCGUUGCCUGCCUCGCAAGGCUCCUCCGCAUCUUCAACAGAAACCAAAUUGCACAAACCCGAAUCAGGGAGCUAACCCAGGUCUUGCUUUAAGCGAUCUGUUCGAUCGAUCUAAGCGGAGGGAAGAAGAAGAGUUUUUCUCUUGAGAAGUCGAGUGGAUAUGGUGUAAUGAGGGAAGGGAGCAGGAGAUGGCUAGGGGAGAGUGGGGAUAUCAAGGGAGAGGGAGAUUGGGGUGUUCUUGUUCGUACAAGAGAAUCACUCUCGUUGUUUGCUUCAUCAACAUUGUUACUGCUCUCUACGUUCUUCGCUCUCUCUACGCCUCCAUUUACGUUUACUCGGCUGACGAUUCCCUAGAUGUUGUAAGGUACGCCCCAGAUCAGAUUAGGAAAAUGGAAGAGUCGAUUCGAAUUCGAAGAGACAAAGAACCAAAGCAGCUUGUUAAACUGCUGAAGGGACUUGAGGAGUUCUCUAGCCAAUUACCUGUAGGGACAUUGUCACAAGCGGUAAAGGAGAGGAUAGCUGAUGAAAUUUUGCAGAGGUUAAGAAGCUUGAAUGCUAAUGCUAGUCUUAGUGAUCAGGGAGAAGCGGUUGAAAGCUGGCGCAAAGAAAAACUUCAAGAAGUCAAAAAUAUGACCAUUGGAAGGGAGGGACUGAAUUCAACUAUUCUGCAAGAGGAAGCUGGGAUGCUUGUAAGAGCCUUGGAAUCUGAUUGGGCUGGAUUGUUAGAGGAAAUUGGGCUCUGGAUACCUGCUCAAAUCAUUCACCAGGAACACGAUGAUAAGCCUGAGGGUGCAGAAGAGUCUGAGGAAGAGAUUUUACCUGGCAGACCACUUCCUCCUGAAUGUCAUCCUGAGCUUCACUCAGAUUAUGAUGGUGUUGCCGUUAGAUGGGGUCUCACUCACCAUAAAGAAAGUGCAGCUGACUGCUGCCAAGCUUGCUUAGAUCAGGCUAAGCGAGCGAAACCAGGUGAAAAGAAAUGCAAUAUAUGGGUUUAUUGCCCAUCUGAGACUGGAUGCCAUUCUCCAGAUAUUUAUGAGCACAAAAAUCAGGAGUGCUGGCUGAAAUAUGCAGAAAAGCCUAGACUGAAUUUUAAGGACAGAUAUCCUGAAUCAUAUAGACAUUCCCAUCCAAACGCACCAACGAUUGUUCCUUGGGUCUCUGGUGUCACCAGUAUGUGAUUGGAUUUUAUAAUCUCCGACGUGGAGCUGGCUCUACCUGCAAUCUGUAUGUAGCGCUGCUUAUAUCAUUGAAUUUUUGUGCUUAUACCAUUGGAUUUUGUCUUAUCACGUUGUUUUGGCUUGCAAAAAUAGAGGAAGGGGACGGGUUGGGAGAAUGAUUUUCAAGUUUACGAUUUAUUUACCGUUCAAUUUUUUGUAACACGUGAUUCUGGUCAUAAGCCCAUGAUUUGAAGUUGGAAAGCUCGUUGCUUAGGUAACCUGACUUGUAAGACAUUAGAAAUGGUGUACUUGUUAACCAGAGAAAGUUGAUUGUAAUGGGAUGAGGAAAUUCUUUUGUUGUAAUAGAUUUUUGCAUCCUUACUAUA
Molecule: messenger RNA, 1669 nt
Organism: Tripterygium wilfordii
Lineage: Eukaryota; Viridiplantae; Streptophyta; Magnoliopsida; Celastrales; Celastraceae
Exons: 7
Coding region: 315-1304 (329 amino acids)
Source: RefSeq, a predicted model, not a curated record